Rhipicephalus sanguineus (brown dog tick) is the source of this 786-nucleotide messenger RNA. RefSeq lists its product as uncharacterized. Gene Ontology annotation, molecular function: amine binding. The record is from RefSeq and is a predicted model, not a curated record. Bases 233 to 760 code for a protein of 175 amino acids. Gene Ontology annotation, biological process: symbiont-mediated perturbation of host defenses. Lineage: Eukaryota; Metazoa; Arthropoda; Arachnida; Ixodida; Ixodidae. The transcript has 5 exons.
UGGCUAAGAAUGUCCUGUCAUGGAAAGCAGGCACGAACGCUGCCGCCUCCUUUUACUUGUUUAAGUUCUUCCGCCAAUUACUUUCUGUCUGGUUAUCUUUAUCUGUGCGUCUUGAGGGGAUAAUCUUGAGCCGCCGCAUAAGAAACAAGUUGCUCGAUCGAAGCCGUCACUCGUCCAGUACCGCGUCUUUCCUGGCACAGCGAGGACCCAGAGAAGACCUUGGUCGAACGAAAUGGGCUGGUCGAACGUGGGAACGUGCGUGGUGCUAGCUGUGCUGGUUGGUGUCAUAAUCGCUGCCAAUCGCCGAGAAAGAACUGACGCGUUUCGGAUGAUUGGCGCAUUUCCGCGACCUGUCAGCAUCUCGACGUCCAGCAACGACUCGUCCUUCAAGUGCUUGAGCGCUAUCCGCACGCACUUCGAUCUUGAAGCAAAGAAGGCGACCUACGUUUGGCGCCUCAGAGACGACCAUGGUAGAGUGAAAAAAAAUAUAAGCUUUGACAUCGAGGAGGGAAAGGAAAUUGACCAGGUCAUCUACUACGUCGACGGUGAUCGCACUCGUCCUUUUACUGCCUACUACAAUUACACCGACUACGAGAACUGCAUGAUCAUGAUUGUUCCCUACAGCGGCCACGAUCAUUGCAUGCUGUGGGUGAAACGUAGGGUCGCUCACUCAGUGCCACAAAACUGCUUGGACAAAUACGAAGAGAACUGCGACGUCAGAGUGCCAACGUAUGAGAACGACCUCUGCAAGGACGACUAAUAAAAUCGCGUUCCGCAGUGCUCCAC